AUGAGUUUCAAUAAACACCCAACAGAGGGGUGGUGUGCUAGGCCUUUACCUGACCAAAAACCCGGGCGGUGUAACCAAGACCGUUGUUUGGUCAGGUGUCGAGAGCAUCAUAAUUUUAAGUUUAAAGGAGGGAAAGCAGUGGGUACUUGCACAACUAGUAAUACUUGCUUUUGCACUUAUCGUUGUCGAUAGUUUUAAUGCAUGUUACAAAUAAAAAUCAUUUUUUCUUUUUGUUUUUUUUUGUUUUGACGCCUCUUAUAAUAAAAUAAGCAUAUAAUUGUCGAUUUCAUAGUAUAAUAAUUUGUAUUAGUGUUAUUACCAAAUUUUGAUAUAGUUUAAGAUCUGGUAAUUUCCGUGUGUUAUAGAGGGAAAAAAAACUGAAAAACUCGUUGUCUAAUUUGUUAU
Molecule: messenger RNA, 405 nt
Organism: Camelina sativa (false flax)
Lineage: Eukaryota; Viridiplantae; Streptophyta; Magnoliopsida; Brassicales; Brassicaceae
Source: RefSeq, a predicted model, not a curated record